Molecule: messenger RNA, 591 nt
Organism: Octodon degus (degu)
Lineage: Eukaryota; Metazoa; Chordata; Mammalia; Rodentia; Octodontidae
Product: 60S ribosomal protein L10-like
Exons: 2
Coding region: 1-591 (196 amino acids)
Biological process (GO): translation; ribosomal large subunit assembly
Cellular component (GO): cytosolic large ribosomal subunit; ribosome
Molecular function (GO): structural constituent of ribosome
Source: RefSeq, a predicted model, not a curated record
AUGGGACAUCGUCCUGCCCAGUGUUACUGGUAUUGUAAGAACAAGCUGUACCCAAAGUCCUGCUUCUUCCAAGGUGUCCCUGGUGCCAAGAUUCGCAUCUUGGACCUGGGGCAGAAGAAAGCAAAAGUGGAUGAAUUCCUACUCUGUGGUCACCUGGUGUCUGAUGAACAUGAGCAGCGCCCCUCGGAAGCCCUGGAAGCUGCCUGGAUUUGUGCCAACAGGUACAUGGUAAAAGGCUGUGGCAAAGACGGCUUCCAUAUCUGGGCGCAGCUCAGCCCUUUCCACGUCAUCUGCAUCAACAAGGUAUCGUCCUGUGCUGGGGCUGACAGGCUCCAGACUGGCACAUGGGGUGCCUUUGGGAAGCCCCAGGGCACAGCGGCAAGGGUUCCCAUUGGACAGUUCACUAUGUCUAUCCACACCAAGCUGCAGAACAAGGAACACGUGAUGGAGGCCCCACAUAGGGCCAAGUUUAAGUUCUCUGGCUGCCAGAAGAUCCACAUCUCCAAAAAGUGGUGCUUCACCAACCCCAAUGCAGACAAAUUUGAAGACAUGGUAGCCGAGAAGCACCUCAUCCCUGAUGGUGCAGGGUGA